Molecule: messenger RNA, 1262 nt
Organism: Raphanus sativus (radish)
Lineage: Eukaryota; Viridiplantae; Streptophyta; Magnoliopsida; Brassicales; Brassicaceae
Product: two-component response regulator ARR8
Exons: 5
Coding region: 327-986 (219 amino acids)
Biological process (GO): cytokinin-activated signaling pathway; phosphorelay signal transduction system
Source: RefSeq, a predicted model, not a curated record
UCAUCUUAUCUUAAUCCUACAAAGUCUUCGGUGGAUAAAACAAAUCCUUUAAAAUCUUCAUAUAGAUUUCUUUUCAUUAUUUUUACCCAUUACCAAAGUUUCUUUAUUUUCUCUCUCGUUGUCUUCUUAGAACAUUACUUUAAUCCUUCAAAACUUGCUUAGUUCGUAACCCAAAGCUAGAUCCAAUCUAAGUUUUUAUUCCUCUUCUCCUCUCUGUCUUCUCUCUGACUCUCAUCGACGACUCCCAACAUUUCCUGAAAUAAACGAGCAUAGAGAAUCUUUUAUAAGAGAAGGAAUAAAAAAACAAGAAGCUGGAAACUUUGCAUAUGGGUAUGGUAACAGAGUCACAGUUCCAUGUUUUGGCUGUUGAUGAUAGUCUCGUUGAUCGGAAAAUGAUAGAGAGAUUACUGCAAAAGUCUUCAUAUCAAGUAACGACAGUUGAUUCAGGCUCUAAAGCUCUAGAGUUUCUGGGUUUGAGAGAUAGUAAUGAGAGUGACGAUGCAAAUGCACCCUCUUCAUCACCCGUAACUCAUCAGGAAGUUGAAAUAAAUCUUAUAAUUACAGAUUAUUGCAUGCCUGGCAUGACUGGUUAUGAUUUGCUCAAAAGAGUUAAGGAAUCAGCAGCAUUUAAAAGCAUUCCCGUUGUGAUAAUGUCUUCUGAGAACGUUCCUGCUAGAAUUUCCAGAUGUCUGGAAGAAGGAGCUGAGGAGUUCUUCUUGAAGCCAGUAAAGUUGGCUGAUCUUACCAAGUUGAAACCGCAUAUGAUGAAAACCAAACUGAAGAAAGAAAGCGAUAAACCAGCAAAAGAAGAUAGUGCAGUUUUGAAACCUGAAAUAAGAGAAGAAGAAGCAUCCGUGAUUAAAAUCGUGCCUCUACAUCAAGAAGUUGAACAAGAACCAGUGUUGAGUAAGAGGAAAGCAACGAAAGAAGUGAUAUCCACUGAUCGAUCACGUCCUAAGUACAAUGAUAUCACAACUUCUGUCUGACCCUUUCUUUCAUGCGGUGUCCUGCAGAAGUUGUUAUAAAAAUACUUUGAUUCAGAGUUUCUUUCCUUAGGUUUGUUGUAGGAAUGCUUCUUCUGGUAAAUAAAGGGCUGGCAUAGAGGACGAAGAGGAGAUAUGUAUGUAGGUAAUGAUGGUUAUGGUUGUUAUUUAGUAUUGUUCAUUAUUAAUAAUCAGUAAAUUCCAAGUCUUGUUAUUUUUUCUUAGUUUUCUGGUAUCAAAACAAUCUCAAGGGUAAUUAAAUUCUACUGAUUUUUUUUU